AUGGCUGGACUCACGCUUCAGUCGACUUAUAAGUUAGUGUCAGGAUAUGAGAUCCCAGUUGUUGGUUUCGGUACCCGCCGAUGUCACCGAGAGAGUUACUCUGAAGGCUCUGGAGCUGGGAUACCGCCAUGUAAGCUACAGCCAGAAAUUCGAGAUGCUCAAGGCCAAAUAUUAAUCAUACUCCUCCAGGUUGACUGCGCCAAGGUCUACAAGAACGAGAAGGAGAGUGCCACGGCGAUCCGCCAGUCUGGCCUUGAUCGGUCGCAGGUCUUCUACACCAGCAAGGUCCCUAGAGGAUGCAUGGGUUACGAGAAGGCCAAGCAGGCCAUCGAGGAGAGCCUUGCUGCUUCCAACAUCGAGUACAUUGACCUGUAUGUAAUUGCCUCACGAUUAGCAACCUUCAAAAUGCACAAGACUGACAAUUCUACCAGCAUGCUGAUCCACGCCCCUUACGGUGGCAAGGAAGCCCGCCUGGGCACCUGGCGCGCCCUGGUCGAGGCUCAAAAGGCGGGCAAGGUGCGCUCUCUAGGCGUUUCCAACUUUGCCAUCCAGCACCUUGAGGAGCUGGAGGAGUACAUCAAGAGCGGAGGCGGCGGCCAGAUCACCGUUGGCCAGUACGAGAUUCACCCCUGGUGCCCACGCGAGGAUAUCGCCGAGUGGUUGAAGAAGCACAACGUCAUUGUUGAAGCGUACUCGCCCCUCGUGCAGGCAACGCGCAUGACGGAGCCCGUUCUGGAGAAGCUGGCUCAGAAGCACGGCAAGACCCCGGCUCAGAUUCUGAUCCGCUGGAGCUUGCAGAAGGGAUAUGUCCCCCUUCCCAAAUCAGUCACCGACUCGCGUAUCCGGGAUAACUCCCAGGUCUUCGACUUCAGCCUGUCGGAGGAGGAUAUGGCCACGUUGAAGCUUAAUGAGUAUGCUCCCGUGUGCUGGGACCCGGUCCGAGACUGCAAGAUCUAA
Molecule: messenger RNA, 957 nt
Organism: Penicillium daleae
Lineage: Eukaryota; Fungi; Ascomycota; Eurotiomycetes; Eurotiales; Aspergillaceae
Product: aldo/keto reductase family protein
Exons: 3
Coding region: 1-957 (318 amino acids)
Molecular function (GO): oxidoreductase activity
Source: RefSeq, a predicted model, not a curated record